Molecule: messenger RNA, 2391 nt
Organism: Eucalyptus grandis
Lineage: Eukaryota; Viridiplantae; Streptophyta; Magnoliopsida; Myrtales; Myrtaceae
Product: vicilin-like seed storage protein At2g28490
Exons: 8
Coding region: 1-2391 (796 amino acids)
Source: RefSeq, a predicted model, not a curated record
AUGGACGUCAUAGUUGCGUUCGAUGAGAAGAUCGGGAAGGUCCGGAGCGCCAUGCUCGAACUCAUGGAAGGUCUUGACGAUGUGCGAGACCGAAUCAUGGAGGUUGAGAGUUCGCUCCGUGAAGAAUUCACGAUCGGCCUCAACAAAGCUACCGCACCCUUACACAACAAGGACGAAGCCCUCGAAGCAUUGAUCAAUGUGUUGAAGGAGCGCGUCCAAGUGGUUAAGGAAGAAGCUCCGCGUAGGGACGAGGUCGAAGCCAUGAAAGUGGAGAUCCAAGAGCUCAAGACCGAGCUUACCCUGUGCAAGCUAAGCAUCACCAAUGGUGCUGUGCCUACCCAAGCGGUGCCCAAACUUGAGGUGCCAAGCCAAAGGAGUUCAAAGGCGAACGAUCCGCCAAAGAGGUGGACAGCUUCGUUUGGAGCAUGGAGCAAUACUUCGGUGUCGUCAACAUACACGACGAGUCGACCAAGGUGUGAUGAGAUAAGAUGCGGCGCCAAUCCCGUGUGCACAUGGGACGACUUCGUGAGAGAGUUCCGAGACUACUUUUUCCCCGAGUUCGCUCAGCAAGAAGCCCGUAGCAAGCUCCAUCGCCUCGAGCAAAGAGGCGCGAUCCGAGAGUACGUGAAGGAGUUCACAGAGCUCAAACUCCAGAUUCGUAACCUAAGCGAAGAGGAGGCUCUUGGAGUGUUUAUGGAUGGAUUGAAGCCAUGGACACUUCUCGAGCUCAAGAGACGGGACGUGAGUAGUCUUGCCCCAAUCGCCGACCAAAGAAGAAGGAAUCGCACCAAGUCACUGGCCCUCCUCCUGCUCUCGCUCCUCGUCCUCUCGAACGCUCUGCGCGCGUCCUCCGUGCCUUACCGCGAGGAGGAAGGGGAGGAAGAGGAGGAGGAAGAGAGAGGAUGGCGGAGGGGAGAGAGAGGGGAGGAGGAGAGGGAAUGGGGGAGGAGGGAGAGAGGGGAGGAGGAGAGGGCAUGGAAGAGGCGAGAGAGAGGCGGAGGGGAAGCGGAGGACUUCUUCCUCUUGCAUGACUCGGAGCACGUGUUCCAGACUGAGGCUGGCGAGAUGAAGGUGGUGAGGAGCUUCGGCGGCCGGAUCGUCGAUCGGCCCAUGCACAUCGGCUUCAUCACCAUGGAGCCACAGACCCUCUUCCUGCCUCAGUACCUCGAUUCCAAUCUGAUCCUCUUCGUCCGCCGAGGAGAGGCUACAAUUGGUGCAAUCCUCAAUGAUGAGCUGGUGGAGAGGCGGUUGAAGAUCGGGGACAUAUACCGGGUCCCUGCCGGGUCAGCAUUCUACUUGGUGAACAUUGGGGAAGGUCAGAGGCUUCACAUCAUCACCAGCAUCGACACUUCUGAGAGCUUGGGGUUGAGGACUUUCCAGUCAUUCUUCAUUGGUGGAGGAAGCUACCCGACCUCUGUACUCACCGGUUUCGAACCCAAAACGCUUGCAACCGCAUUUAACGUUUCCAUAGAUGAAGUAACGGAUAUACUGACCAGGCAGCAAGAGGGACCUAUUAUGUACAUAAAUGAUGACACUCGUCAACCACCGAGCUUAUGGUCUAAGUUCUUGCAGCUGAAAGAACAAGAUAGGCUCCAACACCUAAAGAAAAUGGUGGAGUUCCACGGAGAAUCCAAGGACGAGGAGGAUGUAGAAGAAGAAGAAAAAGCGUGGUCGUGGAUUAAGUUCUUGACCUCGGUCUUCACGAGGGAUGACAGGAGGGAUGACCGUAGAAGGGAAGGCAAGAGGGAUGACCGAAGAUGGAGAACUGGCAAAGGACCGGACUCCUACAAUCUGUACGAUCGACGGCCCGACUUCCGCAACGACUAUGGAUGGAGUGUUGCCCUUGACGAGUCCGAUUAUAAACCUCUCAAGCACUCAGGCGUAGGAGUUUACCUCGUCAAUCUAACGGCGGGAUCAAUGAUGGCGCCUCAUGUAAACCCAAGGGCCACAGAAUAUGGGAUCGUGCUCAGAGGAGCGGGCACCAUCCAGAUUGGGUACCCUAAUGGGUCGUCGGCGGUGAAUGCGAAAGUGCAAGAGGGAGACGUGUUCAUGGUGCCGAGGUACUUCCCGUUCUGCCAGAUCUCGUCUAGGAGUGGGCCGCUCGAGUUCUUCGGGUUCACUACCUCAGCCCGGAGGAACAGGCCCCAGUUCCUGGUGGGCCGAAACUCAGUCCUCCAGACGCUGCUUGGGCCCGAACUAGCUGCCGCGUUCGGGGUGAGCAACGAGACGACCAUAAGGCGGUUCCUCGAUGCUCAGCGCGAGGCCGUCAUAUUGCCUUCAGCAUCGGCAGCGCCGCCGUAUGACUCAGAAGCGAAGAAGCAGCAGCAGCAAGAGGAGGAGAGGGUUAAACACGAAAGGAUCGAGAAAGUGACGGAGGACCUUUGGCAGUGA